Anthonomus grandis grandis is the source of this 960-nucleotide messenger RNA. It is a transcript of the gene Nacalpha, whose product is annotated as nascent polypeptide-associated complex subunit alpha. The record is from RefSeq and is a predicted model, not a curated record. The transcript is spliced from 5 exons. NCBI's taxonomy places the organism in Eukaryota, Metazoa, Arthropoda, Insecta, Coleoptera, Curculionidae. Gene Ontology annotation, cellular component: nascent polypeptide-associated complex; cytoplasm. Bases 188 to 847 code for a protein of 219 amino acids. Gene Ontology annotation, biological process: protein targeting to membrane.
UUCGCUUGUUUAACGUUUCGCUUUUCUCUCUCUAAUCCACGAUAGCGAGAAUACCAAGUGUAGUUACAAUUUUUGCCCAUCUUUUAGUUUUCUCUCUCUUUUCUAUCGCUCUCCAGUGUCAACUUAUUGCAUCAAAAAGGGGAAUUCAGUUAUUUGGAGAAAUCAGAUUUCAGACUCCCCAUACAAAAUGCCUGAACUUACAGAAGUUGAGAAACCUUCUUCAGUUGAAGCAAAACCAGAAAAACCUGAACAAAGCCCAGAGUCUUCCACAGAUAGUGAUUCUGAUGAAGAAAUUCCGGAAUUAGAAGAUGCAGGAACUGCAAGUGCUAAUGCCACAGGAUUCCCAGGAGCGCCUGCAACAGGUCUGCCAGUGGAUGUAGUAUCAAAAGCCAAACAGUCAAGAGGGGAAAAGAAAGCGAGAAAAAUCAUGUCAAAACUGGGACUAAAGCCUGUUUCAGGAGUCAAUAGGGUAACCAUUCGGAAAUCGAAGAAUAUCUUAUUUGUCAUAAACAAGCCAGAUGUUUACAAAAAUCCUGUCAGUGACACUUAUAUUGUUUUUGGAGAAGCUAAAAUUGAAGAUCUAUCUCAACAAGCCCAGGUGGCCGCUGCAGAAAAGUUUAAGGAGGUUAAUCCAGCCGGAGAUGGCGCUGCUGGCAGCACCACCACUUCAGUCGCCCCCAUAGCAGAAGAAUCUGACGAAGACGAAGAAGUAGAUGAAACGGGUGUUGAAGAUAAGGACGUGGAGUUGGUGAUGUCUCAGGCGAACGUUAGUCGACCGAAGGCAGUUAAAGCACUGAAAAAUAAUCAAAAUGAUAUCGUGAACGCCAUUAUGGAGCUCACGAUGUAACAUUGACUACACCGCAUUUUUGAUUAUUAUUCUUAAUAAUUAUAUUACAAUUCUGUACUGCUUUUUUCUCUUCAGUUUUAGUUUUUAGUGUAAAUAAACGAUGAUGCUUUGGA